Molecule: messenger RNA, 771 nt
Organism: Kogia breviceps (pygmy sperm whale)
Lineage: Eukaryota; Metazoa; Chordata; Mammalia; Artiodactyla; Physeteridae
Source: RefSeq, a predicted model, not a curated record
AAUUCCCAUGUGCUGUUAAUGGGUUUAUGAAAGAAAAUAACGAUAAUGACAGACUUAUUGGUGUCCACUGUACCCAUGGUUUAAACAGGACUGGCUACCUCAUCUGCAGAUAUUUGAUUGAUGUAGAAGGCAUGUGGCCAGAUGAUGCAAUUGAAUUUGAUCUUCUUCCAUGUAAGGGUUUGGAGAGAUUCAGAGACUAUGCGGCUGCCUCCAUCCUUCUGAGGUCCUGCUCAAUCUUCUUUGACAUAAUUAUUUUGAAUUUGGAGAGUGGUGAUGUUUGCACAGCAUUGUGAAUGUAUUUAAUGGCACUGAAUUGUAUACUUGAAAAUGGUUGAAAUACUACAUUUCGUUUUAUGUGUAUUUUACCAUAAUAAAAAAAAGAUGAAAGUGCAGCAUAAACCAGAAUUAGGUAAGAUGAUAGAACUCAGGACAGAAUUCAAAAUAAAAGAAAAAAUUUCAGAAAUGAGGACUAAAUUUAAAAUAAUACAAGAGUGGGUACUUCCCUGGUUGUCCAGUGGUUAAAAAUCUGCCUUCCAGUGCAGGGAAUGCACGUUCGAUCCCUGGUUGGGGAACUGAGAUCCCACAUGCUGCAGGGCAACUAAGCCCGCACGCCGCAACUCCUGAGCCCAUGUGCUCUGGAGCCCACGCGCCACAAGUAGAGAGCCCACUAGCCGCAAGGAAGAGACCAUGCACUGCAACGAACAGCCUGCGUGCUGCACCUAAUACUCGACACUGCCAAAAAUAAAUAAAUAAAUUAAUUAAAUAAAUUAA